This is a messenger RNA of Colletotrichum graminicola M1.001, 927 nucleotides long. RefSeq lists its product as uncharacterized. Lineage: Eukaryota; Fungi; Ascomycota; Sordariomycetes; Glomerellales; Glomerellaceae. The coding region runs from base 1 to 927 and encodes 308 amino acids. The transcript has a single exon. The record is from RefSeq and is a predicted model, not a curated record.
AUGACCUGCGGCCACUUCCUCCACUGCGAGCUGCAGCCCCAUCAGACCGCGGCUCGGGACGCCUUCGUCAAGUGCUACCUGGAAGCGUCGCCGCGGGGGACCGCCUGGGACAAGCUCCCCGCCCAGCGCGUGCAAAGCUUCGAGGAAGGGAGCGGCUCCAAACUGGACGAGGCCGAGGGGGCGUUUCUCGAGGGCUCGCUGCGCUCGAUGAUGAAGUACCUCGACGAGUACUUCUUCUUCGGCACCAUGACACGUCUUCAAGAGGGCCAGCAGUAUCUGUUGCUGGCUCUGGAGACGGGAUUCGGCCGACUGAAGGCGGAUGUCGCCGAAGGCCGUUAUGGCGACACGCAGAUCUACCGCACACACUGGGAUAAUACGGACCAGCCAUACGCUCGUGUACGGCUCUGGAGCAGACUAGCGUGCGAUAGCCCACAGAGCCGAGACGGCGGCAGGAGGAUACGGAGGCUAUCAUUCGCACGGAAUGUCGCGACAUUGAUCCACGAGUUGGUGCACGCGUACCUCGGCAUUUUCGUCUGCGCAGGUGCACAGUGCCGAAGAAACAUCCUCAACACAACCGGCGUGACCGGACACGCCUCCACGUUCACCAAGCUUUACGCCCUGGUUCUGGGGGAGGUCCGGGAGUGGCAUCCCGAACUCGGGUCCCUGAACAAACACGAAUGCAUUCCCGGCACUUCGAUCGUCAGUCAUAAUAUCGCCUUCGAGGCCGCGGCGCGUCAGCAAUGGAGAUCCGACGGCCGAGACCGAGGCCUGCUCCCCCUCAGGGCAGACAGCCCCCGGAAUCUCGUCCGUCAAACGGAGGAGGUGAUCAACGGCAUAUCCGUGAUGAGCAUCACUUACCGCAGGCCUGGGUCGAGGAUCCCUGGACAGGAGGAGGCUGACGGGAGCUGCGACGUGGAUGGCGUGUAA